UUUUGAUUGCUCUCGCGAUACUUAGUUUUUCUGCCUCUCACCGGCCUAGGUGGCUUCAACCCAUCUCUGCACCUGGCUAUGGCCGAUCCCAAGUAUGCGGACCUGCCCGGCAUUGCCAGGAAUGAACCUGAUGUUUAUGAAACAAGUGACCUCCCUGAAGAUGAUCAAGCAGAGUUUGAUGCGGAGGAGCUAACUAGCACCAGUGUGGAACACAUCAUAGUCAACCCUAAUGCAGCUUAUGACAAAUUUAAGGACAAGAGAGUGGGUACUAAAGGGCUAGAUUUCUCUGAUCGAAUUGGCAAAUCCAAAAGAACUGGCUAUGAGUCUGGAGAUUAUGAAAUUUUAGGAGAAGGACUUGGUGUGAAAGAGACCCCUCAGCAGAAAUAUCAGCGGCUGUUGCAUGAAGUUCAGGAGUUGACUGCUGAAGUGGAGAAAAUCAAGAACAGCGUAAAGGAGUCCUCAGCAGAGGAGAAACUGACACCAGUUACUCUUGCAAAACAAGUGGUUGGCCUGAAACAGCAACUGGUCUCCACCCACCUGGAGAAACUGUUGGGACCGGAGGCGGCCAUCAACUUAACGGAUCCUGAUGGUGCCCUGGCCAAGCGUUUGCUCCUUCAACUGGAAGCGGCCAAAACUGCUAAAAGUGUUCCUGCUGGUGGGAAGGGCGCUGCAAAAGUCCCAGCGGGCCCAGAAAACACAGUGACGUAUGAGCUGCAUUCUCGACCAGAGCAAGACAAGUUCUCUCAAGCCGCUAAAAUAGCAGAAUUGGAGAAGCGUCUGGCUGAGCUGGAAGCGACAGUUCAUUGUGAACAGGAUGUGCAGAAUCCUCUGUCUGUUGGACUGCAGGGUGCUAGCCUAAUGGAAACUGUGGAGCUCUUGCAGGCCAAAGUCAACUCCUUAGAUGUGGCAUCUCUGGACCAGGUGGAGGCAAGGCUACAGAGCGUUUUGGGAAAGGUGAAUGAGAUUGCUAAGCACAAAUCCACAGUAGAGGACGCAGACACCCAAAGCAAGGUUCAUCAGCUCUAUGCACUUGUGCAGGAGUGGAGCCCAUUGGCUAGUACCCUCCCUGAGGUGGUGCAGCGCCUUGUUGCUGUGCGACAGUUGCAUGAACAAGCCAUGCAAUUUGGGCAGCUUCUGACUCAUUUGGACACUACCCAGCAAAUGAUUGCUAAUUCUCUGAAGGAUAACAUAACUCUGCUGACCCAGGUUCAGAAAGCCAUGAAGGAGAAUCUAACUGCUGUUGAGGACAAUUUUGCCAGCAUCAACGCACGGGUGCAGAAGCUGGCCAAAUGAAUCUCCUAACUGAAAGGCAGGGCAGGAACAUUUGCCCACUCUGUAAACACACACUAAUUGCUCUGUCCCGUCCCUACCUUUGUCCCUUUUCUUGUGCGUUCAUAGCAGGAGUGGAACCUUCAUAUGGGCCGGAGGACCAAGCGCUUCUCUCUCUCUGUUAAAAGGCAGGUGCGCCCCCUCCCCUCUCCCAGUGUUUCCCCGUCCCUGCGGGGUGGUUGAUUAGAGGGAAAGCUACACUCCCAACUGGAGGGGAAGCUGUGUGUCCUAGUGAGAGAGCUGUCCUUGCCCAUCUCUCGGGGAAGGUGCACUGCCUUUUUGGCCCAGAAUGAGGGGCCUUUUUCAUGGAAAGGCGUCUUACCCACUCAGCAUGGAGGUGAAUUGUGUUGUAUAAUUAUUUUCUGUCAUUAAACUCUGAUGCUUA
Messenger RNA from Candoia aspera, 1714 nucleotides. RefSeq names its product dynactin subunit 2 (gene DCTN2). The transcript is spliced from 14 exons. The record is from RefSeq and is a predicted model, not a curated record. Gene Ontology annotation, biological process: mitotic spindle organization. Lineage: Eukaryota; Metazoa; Chordata; Lepidosauria; Squamata; Candoiidae. The coding region runs from base 79 to 1293 and encodes 404 amino acids. Gene Ontology annotation, cellular component: centrosome; cytoplasm; dynactin complex.